Messenger RNA from Aspergillus steynii IBT 23096, 1329 nucleotides. RefSeq lists its product as uncharacterized. The transcript has a single exon. The coding region runs from base 1 to 1329 and encodes 442 amino acids. The record is from RefSeq and is a predicted model, not a curated record. Lineage: Eukaryota; Fungi; Ascomycota; Eurotiomycetes; Eurotiales; Aspergillaceae.
AUGUCAGACGCCCCUGACCACAAAACCAGCUCGUCUGAGCCGAUCAGCCCCUUCCUUUUCGUUUCUAAAGUCUACUGGAUUGAUCUAGAGGCGCCGGAUAAGCUGUUAAAGGUGUCCAGCUCCCCUCCGGAAAUGCCCACCUGGCGCAUGCCGUUGCCAGACCGAACUCGAUGCGGUAUGUCAAUCCUCACAAACGAUCCUUUUUCUGAGCAGAAGACUUGCAACAUGAGAACUGCAUAUCUGCCGGUCUUCCUAGUGGCUCAGACCUCGCGACCGUACUACCGGUUCCAGACCAGCGCAGGGCGAAACACGCAGCUGUCGCAGGUGCUUGUCGAUCGGCCGUUCCGGGGAGAAAAAGCCCGUUUGGAAGAAAGUAGGUCGCUUCUCCGCCGCAAUCUGGACGACGUCGAGUCGGAAUUUGCAGAGUACACCGCCGCGAUGAGUAGAUGGCGCUCUGAAGUUCGCCGCUGGGAGGUGCAGACAAUUCGCGAUGAGAUCGAAGCUGGGAACACGGUGAUCUUCCGCAACAGAAUCAUCGUCAGAGACCUCGAAGGGCUUGAAGAGUGGCUUCGUCUCGAAGAUCAAAGGGAGUCGGAUGGCCAAUAUGACGCUUGGUACUGUGGCGUCCUGCGCCCAGGUCACAGCAAUGUCUUCCCCCCGGCCCACCUGAUGCGCUCGUCUCUAAUUAGAGACAAUAUUGAGUCACGCACGGAAAGUCUUCGCACAGCGGUUGACGCGCUUGGAGAACUGAUAAAAGAUCUCGAGCGCAAGCCCGUGGCCCGUCCAUCCUGCGGUCCACAAUCAACCCCCAAGCCCAUGAUCUCGCUACCAGAUUGCAGCUCCAGCGAGGACAAUCCGGAAGAUGAAGAGUUCCUCGCCGCUUUAACCGUCUGGACCUACGAGCGCCAUCUCCACUGGAUGCCCCGAGAUGCCGAGAGCAGGCGAAAAUACAAAUUCAAGACAGAAGACGACGUGUACCGAUUCUUCCAUAUCAAGAAGCUCACCAGCAGCGAUCCCACGCGCACCGCUGGCAACAACGGCUUGUUUCAACAGCAUCUGCGAUGUCCUCAGGACCUGGCUAGAUACCCUUGGGGUCGACCUUUUGCCCUUCUAGAGGAAGCCUGUUCUGUCUCUGACAACUGCGCGGAGCUGUACACAGAGGAGGCCCGAGCCAUUCUGAGAGAUAUGGAAACGGAGUAUUUUUCGGAUUUCCAGAGCUUCGACUCCGAGACCGACUCGUCGAACUGGUAUCCUUCCCCUGAUCUUAGCGGUAGAAUCGCAAGAUGGACUAAGAGGUUGGUUGAUUGUCCGGUUUCUGACUCUGAUUAG